GGCGUGAUUGUAGGCUAUCUCCGCGUGGGCAAGAUGGAGAUCCCACUGUUGAUCGUCACUAACAAUCUUUCGGAGAAUAUCUCGAAGAGUCCUGUUUGUGACCUCGGUCUGACCAUCAGUCUGGGGAUGGUAAGACGAGGAGAAGCGGAGCUGGGUGCCAUAAACCUCGUGGAGCCGUCGUCAGAAUCGACUGGUAAAGCGCGGACCACGGUCAGAUAUGAUGCUCAGAGGCGUCCUCGUGGAGGGGUGUCCAAGCCAGGGCGGGUUCUUCCGGAGGAGGGUGGAGGCACAAGCUGGAUGGAGUGCUCGACAUCCCGCAUCAGUGGGAUGCCGGCGUACGAGAACGACGAUGGGAAAACAUCGUGGUACUCUCGAAUGAGGUCACGAACUGCGGGUUCCAAGUCAGCCGUAUAUCGUGUGAGCUCCUCAGCGUCAGCAUCAGCGCACGACGGCGGGAUGGACUCGACGGACGGCGGAGGGACGGAAGUAGAGAUGGGAGCCAUGAAGAUAGAAGGAGGAUCUGGCUCCAGAGGGAUGAGCUCGACGUCGGGACAGGUAGUGAGAGGGGCAAAUCGCGACGGGGAUGUCGGGAAGCUAACUACUGAGGAGGGCGCAGGUGUACAUUGCACCGUGGCUAGGAGGCGCCGCGGGGAUGCGAGGCGCCGUGGGGGGACUGAGCACAACGCUGGCGGGAAAGGUGGCAGUGUAAGGGCACCGCGGGAAGGUACGACCGUCCUGGCGGCAGUGCAAGCACCCACGCCGCCCCAAAAUAGCCGCGCGCUCCUCAGCGGAAAGCACACUGCAAGGAGGGACAAAGCCUUGAGGGAGGUCCUGCUGAGGGACCUCGGGGGGCGACGCGGCAGCGUGACCGGGGCGGCUGCAUGCCCGGGAGAGGGCGGAGAGGAUGAGUUGGAGGCGCUCGACCAUAGGGAGAGUAGAGUCCUCCAGGUGGUGGCGGACGGCCUCGCCGAGGUCGAGGUCGUCGCUAUGGUCACCCUCGGACGACAGCGGGGCAACAGCGUCCUGCUCACCAUACUCGAGCACGCUGAAGCGGCGCGAGAAGUGGCGGCCUUACUGAGUGGAACGGGAGGGCCGAUCGCGGAAAAGGGAACGGCGCUGGUAAGUGUCGUGAGAGGAGGAGGGGGCGUAACCAGUACGCUGAGGCUGGGAGGAGGAAGUGGGUUGAAGACGGGCCCACAUCCGCCGAUGGUCCCUGGCGGCCUCAUCGAGCGAGGAGUGGCAGGAGGAAGAGUGGUGGGAGUGGGCGCACGAGUGGCGCGGGGCAUCCCACAGGGGGGAGAGCCAGGUGGCGCUACGGUCGUGCGGAGGGGAGGGAGAAGCAGGGCACCCGGAAAAGCUGAGAAUAUGGUAGCGGGUUGUGGUGCCAUAGCCGUAGUGACCGGAAUCUGGGCAGGUGCGCCUGUAGACUGAGGGAGGGUCUGGCCUGUGGCGGCCGUCGUGUUAGGAGCGUGGACGGUCACCAGGAUGGCUGGGUCGUGGGCGGCAGAGGAGGAAGCUCCGCCGUGGCCACCAUGUC
Molecule: messenger RNA, 1537 nt
Organism: Chara braunii
Lineage: Eukaryota; Viridiplantae; Streptophyta; Charophyceae; Charales; Characeae
Source: the annotation of a GenBank genome assembly